Molecule: messenger RNA, 2738 nt
Organism: Megalops cyprinoides (Indo-Pacific tarpon)
Lineage: Eukaryota; Metazoa; Chordata; Actinopteri; Elopiformes; Megalopidae
Gene: gfm1
Product: G elongation factor, mitochondrial 1
Exons: 18
Coding region: 89-2332 (747 amino acids)
Biological process (GO): mitochondrial translational elongation
Cellular component (GO): mitochondrion
Molecular function (GO): GTP binding; GTPase activity; translation elongation factor activity
Source: RefSeq, a predicted model, not a curated record
ACGAGCCGGCGUGACUUUCACAGCCUGACAUCUAGCUGCAGGGGAGUUGUGUAAACGGGGCACAAUUUUUUUAGUUCAUACCAUCAAAAUGCAUUUUUUCAAAGCAGGACUGAUUUUGAGUCAAAGACAUUUAAGGAAUCCAGGAACAAUAACUUUAAAACAGGUGCUUGUGAACAGCUGUCGGACAUGUUCCACUGGCAUCAUCCCCAACGAGAGUAUCCGAAACAUCGGAAUCUCGGCGCACAUUGACUCAGGAAAGACCACGCUAACGGAGCGCAUCCUUUACUACACAGGCAGGAUAGCCGAAAUGCACGAGGUGAAAGGGAAGGAUGGGGUUGGCGCCGUCAUGGACUCCAUGGAGCUUGAGAGACAGAGGGGCAUCACCAUCCAGUCGGCUGCCACCUACACCAUGUGGAAACAGCACAACAUCAACAUCAUUGACACACCAGGCCAUGUGGACUUCACCAUCGAGGUGGAGCGGUCCCUGCGGGUCCUGGACGGGGCGGUGCUGGUGCUCUGUGCCGUGGGUGGGGUCCAGUGUCAGACCAUGACCGUGAACAGACAAAUGAAGCGCUACAGCGUGCCCUUCCUCACCUUCAUCAACAAGCUGGACCGCCUCGGCGCCAACCCCAACCGCGCCCUGCAGCAGAUGAGAACCAAGCUGAACCACAAUGCAGCCUUUGUACAGAUCCCCAUUGGCCUGGAAGGGAACCUGCGGGGCAUUAUAGACCUCAUUGAAGAACGGAGCAUGUACUUUGAGGGGCCUUAUGGACAAUGCAUCCGGUAUGAUGAGAUCCCGGCGGAGAUGCGGGCAGAGGCGUCAGACCGGAGGCAGGAGCUGGUGGAGUGUGUGGCCAACGCUGACGAGGUGCUGGGGGAGAUGUUCCUGGAAGAGAGAGUCCCCACUGUGGACGACCUGAAGGCGGCUGUUCGGAGGGCUACACUCCAGCGCUCCUUCACCCCGGUGAUGGUGGGCAGUGCCCUGAAGAACAAGGGUGUUCAGCCCUUGCUGGAUGGUGUGCUGGAGUACCUGCCUAACCCUACUGAAGUCAAAAACUACGCCAUCCUCAACGAGGAGGACUCCAGUGAAACCAGUAAGAUCCUGAUGGACCCAACACGCGAUGACUCCCAUCCCUUUGUGGGCCUGGCCUUCAAGCUGGAGGCGGGGCGGUUUGGUCAGCUGACAUACAUACGUGUAUACCAGGGCUGUUUAAAGAAGAGCGAGUACAUAUACAACACCCGCACAGGGAAGAAGGUUCGAGUUCAACGGCUGGUGCGACUCCACUCUGACCAGAUGGAGGAUGUGGAAGUGGUGUAUGCGGGUGACAUCUGCGCCUUGUUUGGCAUCGACUGUGCCAGCGGAGACACCUUCACCGCCCGCACCAGCGCCAACCUCUCCAUGGAGUCUAUCCAUGUGCCAGACCCUGUUAUCUCCAUGUCUAUGAGACCCUCAAACAAGAACGACCUGGAGAAAUUCUCCAAAGGAAUCAACCGCUUCACCAGGGAAGACCCCACCUUCAGGGUCAUCUUUGACACAGAAAGUAAAGAAACCAUCAUCUCAGGGAUGGGAGAGCUGCACCUGGAGAUCUACUCACAGAGACUAGAGAGAGAAUACAACUGUCCCUGCGUGAUGGGGAAGCCCAAGGUGGCCUUCCGUGAGACCGUGACCAACUCCGCACCGUUUGACUUCACCCAUAAGAAGCAGUCAGGGGGAGCUGGCCAGUAUGGGAAAGUAGUAGGGGUCCUGGAGCCAUUAGACCCAGAGGAAAACACCAAGAUUGAAUUUGUGGAUCAGACCAUCGGCACCAACAUCCCCAAGCAGUUUGUGCCAGCCGUUGAAAAGGGCUUUCGGGAGGCCUGCGAGAAAGGACCUCUGUCAGGUCAUAAGAUCUCGGGGGUGCGCUUCGUACUAGAGGAUGGUGCCCAUCACAUGGUGGAUUCUAAUGAGAUCUCCUUCAUCAGAGCCGGAGAGGGUGCUCUGAAGCAGGCCAUGGAGAAUGCUAACGUAACCAUACUGGAGCCGGUCAUGGCAGUGGAGAUCGUGGCGCCCAACGAGUUCCAGGGGCCUGUUAUUGCCGGGAUCAACCGGCGCCACGGCGUCAUCACCGGCCAGGAUGGCUCUGACGGCUACUUCACUCUGUAUGCAGAUAUUCCUCUGAAUGAUAUGUUUGGGUAUGCCACAGAACUAAGGUCCUGCACAGAGGGAAAAGGAGAGUACACGAUGGAAUACAGUAGAUACCAGCCCUGUCUGCCCAGCACUCAGGAGGACCUUAUCAACAAGUACCUGGAAUCCACUGGCCAGCUACCAAAGAAGGGCAAGGCCAAGAACUAAGAACCUCCCUCACCCACAGACACGCACACGCAUAAUUUCGUGUGCACACGCAUAAAAGCCGAAACGCCACAGGCGGCAGCAUGCUAUCUUCAGUUUCCUCCCUUUUUUUGAACAUGGAACUUCCAGAAGGGACGUGUUUGACAUGCUUUGAAACACAAUGAAGAUAUGCAGAGCUACACUCAAAUGAAAACUGUUACCAUUUAUGACAUAUUGUCUCUUUCCCCAAGCAGCAGAACAUUCAUUUAUACAGAUUUUUAUUUAAACUUUGACAUGAUCAUAUUUAUUCCCCCUGCCCCCUGGAAUGUGAAAUUGAGUUCCAGUCCUCUGGAUUAAUUUUGUUCCAGACAUGCAGUCUCAGUAAGGAUUGGACACCCUCCUGAUUUUGGGGUUGUACAGCUGUUGGUUU